Molecule: messenger RNA, 1965 nt
Organism: Babesia sp. Xinjiang
Lineage: Eukaryota; Apicomplexa; Aconoidasida; Piroplasmida; Babesiidae
Gene: dnaK
Product: Chaperone protein DnaK
Exons: 1
Coding region: 1-1965 (654 amino acids)
Biological process (GO): protein refolding; cellular response to unfolded protein
Cellular component (GO): cytoplasm; mitochondrion
Molecular function (GO): ATP binding; misfolded protein binding; ATP hydrolysis activity
Source: RefSeq, a predicted model, not a curated record
AUGAACUUCCUAGCACGAAUAUUCUCUAUGGGUUCGCCAGCCCGCCGUGCCACCCUGGCUCAUCGUAGACUGACAACUUCCAGGUUACUUAAGUCAAAAGUACAAGGUGAUGUUGUUGGUAUCGAUUUAGGUACAACCAACAGCUGUGUAGCUGUUAUGGAAGGGUCCGUGCCGAAAGUUAUCGAAAAUUCAGAAGGUAUGAGGACAACACCAUCUGUAGUCGCUUUCACAGAUGAUGGUCAGCGACUUGUCGGUGUUGUCGCUAAGAGACAAGCCGUUACUAACCCGGAGAACACCGUUUUUGCUACUAAAAGGUUCAUCGGACGUAGAUUUGACGAUGACGUCACUAAAAAGGAACAGAAAACGUUACCAUACAAAAUUGUAAGAUCAUCAAAUGGUGAUGCAUGGAUCGAAGCACAAGGGAAACAAUAUUCCCCAAGUCAGAUAGGUGCGUGCAUCCUUUCCAAGAUGAGGGAGACUGCCGAAGCACAUCUCGGAAGAAAGGUAACCAAAGCUGUUAUUACAGUACCAGCAUAUUUCAAUGACUCCCAACGCCAAGCUACCAAGGAUGCCGGUAAAAUUGCUGGACUUGAUGUAUUGAGGAUCAUCAACGAACCUACCGCAGCUGCUUUGGCGUUCGGUCUUGAAAAGAAUGAUGGAAAGACCAUUGCCGUGUACGAUCUGGGUGGAGGUACCUUCGAUAUUUCCAUAUUGGAGAUACUUGGAGGUGUGUUCGAGGUAAAGGCUACCAAUGGAAACACUUCACUUGGUGGUGAAGAUUUCGAUCAACGUAUACUCAAGUACCUUAUAUCCGAAUUCAAGAAACAGCAGGGUAUCGAUCUUACAAAUGACAAAUUAGCGCUACAAAGGUUACGUGAAGCUGCAGAAUCAGCAAAAAUCGAACUAUCUAGCAAAACACAAACAGAAAUCAACCUGCCAUUCAUUACAGCCGAUAUGACCGGACCCAAACAUAUGCAGUUUAAACUAACCAGGGCUAAACUAGAAGAGAUAUGUGACGAUCUACUUAAGGGGACUAUUGAGCCAUGUGAAAAGUGUCUCAAAGAUGCAGGAGUAUCUACUAAAGAUCUAAAUGAUAUCAUAUUGGUUGGAGGUAUGACAAGAAUGCCAAGGGUCGGCGACAUCGUACAGCGUAUAUUCGGAAAGGAACCAUCGAAAUCUGUUAACCCCGAUGAAGCUGUUGCUAUGGGUGCAGCUAUCCAGGCCGGUGUGCUCAAGGGUGAAAUUAAAGAUUUGCUACUUCUAGAUGUCUGCCCUCUGUCACUAGGUAUCGAGACCCUUGGUGGUGUAUUCACAAGACUCAUCAACCGCAAUACAACGAUACCUACCAAAAAGAGCCAAAUAUUCUCAACUGCUGCCGAUAACCAAACUCAAGUUGGUAUCAAGGUAUACCAGGGUGAACGUGGCAUGGCUGCUGAUAACCAGCUGUUAGGCCAAUUUGAACUUGUAGGUAUCCCCCCAGCCCCCCGAGGUGUACCACAAAUCGAGGUGACCUUCGAUGUAGAUGCAAAUGGUAUCAUGAACAUCAGUGCCGUGGACAAAUCAACAGGUCGCAAGCAGGAGAUUACUAUACAGAGCAGUGGCGGUCUUAGCGACGAGCAGGUUGAGCGCAUGGUAAAGGACGCUGAGGCAUUCAAGCAAUCUGACGAGCAGCGUAAGCAGUUGGUUGACGCUCGCAAUGAAGCUGAGACGCUCUGCUACGCCGUUGAGAAGCAGUUGACCGAUUUCAAGGACAAGAUUUCCGAGGAUGACAAGAAAUCGCUAGAGGAGCAACUUGGCGAACUUCGACAACAAAUGUCAACUGAAGAUCUCGAUAGACUUAAAGACUCGCACAAACGUCUCCAGGAACUAUCGUGGAAGGUAUCGCAACAAAUGUAUCAGGGUAACCAGCAGUCUGGCACGAAGGAGGGUUCGGAGAACGAUCCUGAAUCCGAGACCAAAAAUUGA